AUGGAUGGAGAACAAAGAUUUAUUUCAUUGGCAUAUGAAGAUGCUAAAAAACAAUUCUUUUUAAAUUCAUUGGUGUGCAAAGUAAAUGGAAAUGACAAUCAAAUAAGAAAAUGGUUCUUUGAUGUUGAUUGUGAAAGAUAUUCUACUACAAUGGAUCCAAAAAAACCAAAAGUAUUUAUAGAAAACCAAAUAAAAUAUCUAAAUAUGUUUCAUGGAUUUAAAUUUACUGAUAGAAAAGAGUUUGACAAAAAAAUGGUAGAUCCAAUUGCAGAAGCAAUAGCAAAGGAAGGAGUAGAAUUUCUUUGGAAUCACAUUGAUAUUGUCCUUUGUUCAAACAACCAAGAAGAGUAUAAAUAUUUAAAAGGUCAUACUGCCAAGGUUGUGUCUGGAAAGAAACAAGAAACAAUGGUUUAUCUAAGAGGUGUCCAAGGUGCAGGAAAGUCCUCUUUAAUAGAAAUAAUUACUGCUUCUAUUGGACACAAUAUUCCAGUAAAAUCUAGUAAUGAUUGGAACCAAUUUUCAAGUGCACAAAAGCACUUUAUUACUGGUAAAACAAUAAAGAUUAAUCCAAAACAUAAAAACCAAUACUUUAUACCCAAUAUGAUUAGUGGAUAUGCUAUUUCUAAUCAAUGGGCAAUUAAAGUAGAAAAUGGUGAUAGAAGAUAUUUCAUUCCCACAAUAUCUAAAUGCAAAGUUGGUGACACUGAGGUUGGGUAUCGAAAAAAUAACAAGAAUGGCUUUGUAUAA
Cavenderia fasciculata is the source of this 747-nucleotide messenger RNA. RefSeq lists its product as uncharacterized. The record is from RefSeq and is a predicted model, not a curated record. Bases 1 to 747 code for a protein of 248 amino acids. The transcript is spliced from 3 exons. NCBI's taxonomy places the organism in Eukaryota, Evosea, Eumycetozoa, Acytosteliales, Cavenderiaceae.